Monopterus albus (swamp eel) is the source of this 1286-nucleotide messenger RNA. It is a transcript of the gene lmo4b, whose product is annotated as LIM domain only 4b. Bases 466 to 963 code for a protein of 165 amino acids. The transcript is spliced from 5 exons. The record is from RefSeq and is a predicted model, not a curated record. NCBI's taxonomy places the organism in Eukaryota, Metazoa, Chordata, Actinopteri, Synbranchiformes, Synbranchidae.
GUUUCUUCCUGUCAGCGACACAUGUAGAACAGGCAGCUAACGGGACCCGGAGACCAGACCAGGGGACAGUCCAGUGUAGCCUCUCUGCCAGCCUCGUUAUUUCCCUUUCCUUUCUUUUGCCAAAACACGCACGUCUUUGGUUUUGAGGAAAUUACGGCAUGCGUAGAUCUGUUACCACGUCUUGCAAUGGACUCCUUUUGUUCCAACGAAAAAAGAGCAGUAAAGCAGCCCCAGUAAAACGGGAACCCUCCGGUGGAAAUACUAUCUGCUAACUCCAUUUGCCCGUCGCAGUGAGAAGACGAGCUGCGGUUCGCUGUCGCGCGGAGCUGGAGGCCGACCGCGCGUUAUAGUGUGCCCGCAUUUAGCUGCACUUUGUGGGACUCCUGUAGCCUACCUGUCCACUUACCUCCCCUUCAGGUCGUUAACUUUACAGCCAUUACAGUUAGAAGAGACAGACGAGGGACGAUGGUGAAUCCUGGAGGCAGCAGCCAGCCACCACCAGUGGGCUCAGGUUCUCUGUCCUGGAAGCGGUGUGCAGGGUGCGGGGGCAAAAUCGCAGACCGCUUCCUCCUUUACACCAUGGACAGUUACUGGCACAGCCGAUGCCUCAAGUGCUCCUGCUGCCAGGCCCAGCUGGGCGAAAUCGGCACAUCGUGCUACACAAAAAGUGGCAUGAUCCUCUGUAGAAACGACUAUAUCAGAUUAUUUGGAAACAGUGGAGCUUGCAGUGCUUGCGGUCAGUCCAUUCCAGCCAGCGAACUGGUGAUGAGGGCACAGGGCAACGUGUACCAUCUCAAGUGUUUCACAUGUUCCACCUGCCGGAACCGGCUCGUCCCUGGGGACCGGUUCCACUACAUCAACGGCAGCCUGUUCUGCGAACACGACAGACCCACAGCACUCAUCAACGGCCAUUUGAGUUCACUGCAGACGAACCCGUUACUGCCCGACCAGAAGGUGUGUUAGGCGGGAGCUGUGCAGGAAGCAGGAUGUGUGCCUUCAUUUUAGCCCUUAUUCAUUGUCAUCCGAGACAGCGUGGAUCAGCAGCACCCCAGCCUUUUAGCUGUGCUCCCAGGUCCUUUGCCCUAGAGGAACCCUCCACCCAUCUAACCAGUAACCUGACUUUUAUUUCUGCAACCCAUACCCAACGCUCAGCCUUCAGCCUUGGCUUUUCCCCAAAUAUGGGCAGUUACUUGCACUUACAGCACCUCAGUCAGGACGCUGAGGACUCCAUGACCUUGGAAUAAAAAGACCGAAGACGAUCAGAAUCCAAGGGGACUCUUUAGGAA